Molecule: messenger RNA, 1860 nt
Organism: Daucus carota subsp. sativus
Lineage: Eukaryota; Viridiplantae; Streptophyta; Magnoliopsida; Apiales; Apiaceae
Exons: 14
Coding region: 175-1494 (439 amino acids)
Biological process (GO): transmembrane transport
Cellular component (GO): membrane
Molecular function (GO): transmembrane transporter activity
Source: RefSeq, a predicted model, not a curated record
GUGAGCUUAGGACAUGUAGUCAGUCAUAUAGCAGUUUGGAAAUAUAGAUAUCCCCUCGUGGUAACCCUCUUUCUACGACUAGUUAACAAUUAACAAUGCCCAACAGCCGCCUUAUCUGAGCGACUGUGUAUAUAAAUAGAAUCUGCCAGUUUACAACAAAGUAAGAAAAUAAAAAUGGUGGGUGCAAAAGAGUUGUUAAAGCCACUGAUCCACUUACUUUUCCCACUUUGUAUGCAUUGGAUAGCUGAGGAGAUGACAGUGUCUGUUCUUGUUGAUGUCACCACUGGUGCUCUGUGUCCUGGUGACACCACUUGCUCUCCCGCUAUUUAUCUCAAUGGCCUUCAGCAAACUAUUGUUGGAAUUUUCAAGAUGGUAAUGCUUCCAGUGCUAGGUCAACUUUCUGAUGAAUACGGGCGUAAACCUCUGCUCCUCCUUACUGUAUCGACGACUAUUUUCCCAUUUGCUUUACUUGUCAUCAGCAAGUCGAAGGAAUUUGUGUAUGCGUAUUAUGUUCUUCGGACAAUUUCAUACAUGAUAAGUCAAGGGAGUAUUUUCUGCAUAGCGGUUGCUUAUGUGGCAGAUGUAGUUGAUAACAGCAAGAGGGCUGCAGUUUUUAGUUGGAUUACAGGUCUCUUUUCUGCUUCGCAUGUAGUGGGAAAUCUCCUAGCACGUUUUCUUCCUGAAAGCUACAUCUUUGAGGUUUCAGUUGCCCUCCUACUUUCCUGUUCAAUAUAUAUGUACCUGUUUCUGGAGGAGACAGUUAAGCAAGGUGAAAAGAUGGAAAAGAGUUCAUCUUUCCUGUAUGGGGCUUUGGAGGUUGUUCAGGCACGAUAUAAGUCAAUGAGAUAUGCUGCAACUAUUGUCGUUACUAGCCCAACACUAAAGAGCAUUUCGAUUGUUUCAUUCUUCUAUGAAUUGGGAAUGUCUGGCAUCAGCGGAGUCUUACUGUAUUAUCUCAAGGCGGCUUUUGGUUUCGACAAAAAUCAAUUUUCAGAAAUUCUGUCGGUGGUGGGGAUAGGCUCAAUUGCUUCUCAGUUGGUAGGGCUUCCUCUACUCAAUCCAUGCUUAAAAGAGAAAGGAAUACUUUGCGCAGCUAUACUCGCGUCCAUAGCUUAUGCUUUGCUUUAUGGAUUGGCAUGGGCUCCUUGGGUGCCGUACUUGAGUGCUGCAUUUGGAGUCAUCUUCGUCCUUAUUAAACCCGCGACUUAUGCUGUUAUAUCAAAAGGAUCAAAUUCAACCAAUCAGGGAAAAGCACAAGGAUUUGUAGCUGGGGUUCAGUCAAUUGCGAGUCUGUUAUCACCACUAGCAAUGAGUCCAUUGACAUCUUGGUUUCUCUCUAGCGAUGCACCAUUCAAUUGCAAAGGUUUCAGCAUUAUACUGGCAUCAUUGUGCAUGGUCGUCUCUUUGUAUUUUGCGUUGGCGCUAAAAGUGGAGGCACCACCAGAUAACGAAUUAGAGAAUGAAGAAAGUAUUGAAGCACCACUACUAUCAUAAGUUCGAUCCUGUUAUACCACUAUAUGGGUGUAGAUAUAUAGGUGAAGCAGAACAAGUCUAUGGCCAAAGGAUUAGUGCAAAGAGUAAAAAGUUUAAAUUUUGCAAAGAAGGAUGCCUCUACAUUUAGCAGGUGCAAAUGGCCAUUGAUAUGAGUCUUAGCAUAACUAGUAGGAAGAAAUCAGAAAGAAGAAAUCAGAAAUUUCAAUGUAAUCACAUAGUGUAAUGAAUAGAAAGGGUUCUUUCCUAUCAUCUCCCUGUCUGCUACCUAAAUGUGUCGCACUAUAUGUAUACAAAUGAGCAAUACCUAUUUCAGGUUUUUUGCUUAUUUCACACGAAGAUUGAAAACUUAUGGAGUAAAGUUCAGUA